AAUAAGCGGCCAGGCCCGCUGCGCAUGUGCGUCUCGGUCCAGCUUGGGGUUCAGCGGUCCCGGGCUGGCAGGUGUCGCCGAACGGACCGAGGCGCGCGUCAGUGGCAAGAGAGCCGAGGUUCAGAAUCUUUAAGUAAAAAUGGCUUCUAAGAGAGCGCUGGUUAUCCUGGCCAAAGGCGCAGAGGAGAUGGAAACCGUCAUCCCGGUGGACGUGAUGAGGCGUGCUGGAAUUAAGGUCACGGUUGCAGGUCUGGCUGGGAAAGACCCCGUGCAGUGCAGCCGGGAUGUGGUCAUCUGCCCUGAUGCCAGCCUGGAGGAGGCGCAGAAAGAGGGGCCGUAUGACGUGGUGGUUCUGCCAGGAGGAAAUGUGGGCGCGCAGAAUCUGUGUGAGUCGGCCGCCGUGAAGGAGAUCCUGAAGGACCAGGAGCAGAGGAAGGGCCUCAUCGCCGCCAUCUGUGCAGGUCCUACGGCCCUGUUGGCUCAUGAAAUCGGUUUUGGGAGCAAAGUCACCACCCACCCACUGGCCAAGGACAGGAUGAUGGCCGGAAAUCACUACAGCUACUCGGAGAGUCGUGUGGAGCGGGAUGGGCAGAUCCUCACGAGCCGCGGGCCAGGCACCAGCUUCGAGUUCGCGCUGGCCAUCGUGGAGGCGCUCAGUGGCCCGGCGACGGCCGCGCAGGUGAAGGCGCCGCUGGUGCUGCGGGACUAGCGGCCCCGGCAGCGGCGCCACCCAGGUCCCCCCAUUUCAAGCCCCGCAGAGUCAUCGAUCGGGGCGCUCGGGCCUCCUGUGUCAGAGGUAGAAUAAACGGCCGUCAGCCCAGUCCUCA
Sorex fumeus (smoky shrew) is the source of this 827-nucleotide messenger RNA. RefSeq names its product Parkinsonism associated deglycase (gene PARK7). Gene Ontology annotation, molecular function: protein deglycase activity. Lineage: Eukaryota; Metazoa; Chordata; Mammalia; Eulipotyphla; Soricidae. The coding region runs from base 140 to 709 and encodes 189 amino acids. The record is from RefSeq and is a predicted model, not a curated record. Gene Ontology annotation, biological process: protein deglycation, glyoxal removal; guanine deglycation, glyoxal removal. Gene Ontology annotation, cellular component: cytosol; nucleus. The transcript has 7 exons.